AUGUCUUCUAAUUGUCGCACUGAAGAAUUCAAUUUGGAGCGCAAAGAACUAAAAAUCCGCUUUCGUAGUUCGGGGUAUGUUGUACUUACGGAUGGAGCAGCGACCAUUUUUGGUGCACCUCUAAAAAAAAAUACCCGCUACGACUUUUCCAUGUGUAGCAUACCAGUGGUAUCUCCUGUGGCGUGUCGACUUCACGUGGGAGGGGAUUUCACCAGCGUGGUAACAUAUAUUCGUACUGAUGUGUAUGACAUCCAUGCUGUGCUUGAUUUCGCGCGCCAUGAAGCCAGCAAACGCGGUGUACCGUCUUUAAACGACACCAAUCCUGGAGGCACGUCAUCAAACUCUUUGAAGGAGGGGCCAUGGGGCCCACGUGUCCUCGUAGUUGGUGACGUGAAUACCGGGAAGAGUAGUUUGUGCCGCUCACUUGCGAAUAUGGCAGUCGCAUCGCAGGUUCAUGGGGUUGCCCUUGUGGACGUGGAUGUUGGGCAACAAGGUAUUACCUGCCCAGGAAGUGUUGCAACAGCGUUUGUUGAUAACUAUUUACCGAUUGAUGAGGGGUUUAAUACGGUGAUGCCAUUAACGGCCUUCUUUGGUGAUAAAACCGUAAAUGCUUCCACUCGAGGACGAUAUUUGGAUCUAUGUGCAUCGUUGGCACGGGGAAUUAUAUCUUUUAGUUUGGCCACCCCAAAAUUUGCUGCCGGUGGCGUUAUUGUGAAUACUAUGGGGUGGGUAACUGACAUGGGGCUUGACCUCCUUUUUCAGCUACUUUCCGUGUUCAGUAUCACGCAUGUUGUAGUCUGUGGUUCAGGUAACAAACUUACAGAAACCUUGCGUAAUGCAGUGAUCGACGAGAAAAUCAUUUUUCUCAAAUACCCAAAGCAAACGGGAGUGUUCAAGCGCAAGGGUAACGUUCGCGACAGCUGGCGUGCAGAGCAAAUUGUAAGUUACUUUCAAGGGACGAAACGUACCCCUUUAUUGUCUUACAGAGCUGUUUGUUACGUAAAGGACGUUCACUUCAUCCACGCUUUAAAGUUGGAACCUCUUUCCUGGAAGGACGUUGAACCUCUUAGUUUAGCUGCUGUUUCUUGGACAGAUUCCCUAGAAGCAGUCAACGAUAUAAAUGUUGCCGGGUUUAUUGUUCUUCUGGAGGUAGGGGAAACAUUCUUUUCGUUUCUCUCCCCGGUAGCGGGUACGCUUCCCAAACCUUUCAUUUUGGUUUCGCCGACUAUCAGGCUUCCACGGGAUAAAGUGCCACCUUUACAAGCCCCAUGA
Molecule: messenger RNA, 1272 nt
Organism: Trypanosoma brucei brucei TREU927
Lineage: Eukaryota; Euglenozoa; Kinetoplastea; Trypanosomatida; Trypanosomatidae
Product: pre-mRNA cleavage complex II Clp1-like, conserved
Exons: 1
Coding region: 1-1272 (423 amino acids)
Biological process (GO): tRNA splicing, via endonucleolytic cleavage and ligation
Cellular component (GO): nucleus
Molecular function (GO): polynucleotide 5'-hydroxyl-kinase activity
Source: RefSeq, a predicted model, not a curated record